Molecule: messenger RNA, 1855 nt
Organism: Oryza sativa Japonica Group (Japanese rice)
Lineage: Eukaryota; Viridiplantae; Streptophyta; Magnoliopsida; Poales; Poaceae
Product: actin-1-like
Cellular component (GO): cytoplasm
Source: RefSeq, a predicted model, not a curated record
GGUGCAGGUGUGUGGCUUUGGUUUGUGUGUGGGUGUGUAUAUAUAGAUGGAGGCACAGAAACUGUCAUCCUUGGCCAUUGCUAGCUGCUAGCUGUUACAAGGUUUGUUGGGUAGCCUAGCUACACAAGAAAGAGAAGGAGGAGGAGAAGGAAGAGGGAGGAGGAAAAGAAAGAAGAGCUAGAGAAGAAGUUUGUUGUAUUUGCAGUAGUAAGAAGAAAGAAAGAAAGUAGCAGGUAGAGAGAGAGAUGGCGGACGCUGAUGACAUCCAGCCUCUGGUGUGCGACAACGGGACGGGGAUGGUGAAGGCCGGGUUCGCGGGGGACGACGCGCCGCGGGCGGUGUUCCCGAGCAUCGUGGGGAGGCCACGGCACACGGGGGUGAUGGUGGGGAUGGGGCAGAAGGACGCGUACGUCGGGGACGAGGCGCAGUCGAAGAGAGGCAUCCUGACGCUCAAGUACCCCAUCGAGCACGGCAUCGUCAACAACUGGGACGACAUGGAGAAGAUAUGGCACCACACCUUCUACAACGAGCUCCGCGUUGCCCCCGAGGAGCACCCGGUGCUGCUGACGGAGGCCCCCCUCAACCCCAAGGCCAACCGCGAGAAGAUGACCCAGAUCAUGUUCGAGACCUUCAACGCCCCCGCCAUGUACGUCGCCAUCCAGGCCGUCCUCUCCCUCUACGCCAGCGGCCGCACCACCGGCAUCGUCCUCGACUCCGGCGACGGCGUCAGCCACACCGUCCCCAUCUACGAGGGCUACGCCCUCCCCCACGCCAUCCUCCGCCUCGACCUCGCCGGCCGCGACCUCACCGACUACCUCAUGAAGAUCCUCACCGAGCGCGGCUACUCCUUCACCACCACCGCCGAGCGCGAGAUCGUCCGCGACGUCAAGGAGAAGCUCUCCUACAUCGCCCUCGACUUCGACCAGGAGAUGGCCACCGCCGCCACGGGGUCGUCCGUCGAGAAGAGCUACGAGCUGCCCGACGGCCAGGUCAUCACCAUCGGCGCCGAGAGGUUCCGCUGCCCCGAGGUGCUGUUCCAGCCCUCCUUCGUGGGGAUGGAGGCUGCGGGGAUCCACGAGACCACCUACAACUCCAUCAUGAAGUGCGACGUCGACAUCCGCAAGGACCUCUACGGCAACAUCGUCCUCAGCGGUGGCACCACCAUGUUCCCCGGCAUCGCCGACAGGAUGAGCAAGGAGAUCACCGCCCUCGCUCCCAGCAGCAUGAAGAUCAAGGUCGUCGCGCCGCCCGAGAGGAAGUACUCCGUCUGGAUCGGAGGCUCCAUCCUCGCAUCACUCAGCACCUUCCAGCAGAUGUGGAUUGCCAAGGCUGAGUACGACGAGUCCGGCCCCUCCAUCGUUCACCGAAAGUGCUUCUAAUUUCUUUUUUUACCUAUUAAUUAAUAAUUAAUCCUUAAUUAAAAAACAACAAUAAACUAACUAAGCACCACAUAAUAAUAUAUAUAUAUAUAUAUAUAUAUAUAUAUAUAUAUAUAUAUAUAUAUAUAUAUAUAUAUAUAUAUAUAUAUAUAUAUAUCCAAGAGGAUAUAUAUAUAUAUAUGCUACUUAUAAGAGUACGUCACCACCACACCGCUCCUCACGUCCAGCUUCCUUUUUCCAUUUCUCCCCUAUUUUCUUUCUUAUACACUACAAUUAUCCAUUCAUUUGGAGGUAGACCUUAUAUAGAUAUUACUAUGUUUGCUUCUUCUUUUUUUUCCCUUUCAUUUGGAGGCUGUACGUGUUUGAUUAUUAUUAUUAUUUUGCCUGUAUACGCUGUAAGUGCAUCGAUCUCACAAGAUCGAUCAUCAUCAACUUAUCCAUCCGGAUUGAAAUAUGGUCUAUAUCUUUCAUUUCCA